Messenger RNA from Nerophis lumbriciformis (worm pipefish), 1745 nucleotides. RefSeq names its product activating transcription factor 7b (gene atf7b). The record is from RefSeq and is a predicted model, not a curated record. NCBI's taxonomy places the organism in Eukaryota, Metazoa, Chordata, Actinopteri, Syngnathiformes, Syngnathidae. Gene Ontology annotation, molecular function: DNA-binding transcription factor activity. Gene Ontology annotation, biological process: regulation of DNA-templated transcription.
AGCACCUCCACCGCCGCAGCACAAGUGUCCAGAGCUGGGAGGGGGCGCGACGAGGCGGCUCGAUCGUCCGGUGAGCCCGGUCCUUUUUCCUGUCCUCUGAAUUAACUUCAGUGUGAGAUGGGGGAUGACCGCCCAUUUGUCUGUACUGCCCCUGGAUGCGGGCAGGGAUUCACCAACGAAGAUCAUCUUGCUGUGCAUAAACACAAGCAUGAAAUGACAUUGAAAUUUGGUCCUGCGAGGACAGACUCUGUUAUCAUAGCAGACCAGACUCCCACACCCACUCGUUUCCUGAAGAACUGUGAGGAAGUUGGACUAUUCAAUGAGCUGGCCAACUCCUUUGAACAGGACUUUUGUAAAGCACAGGAUGAGGAGCAAAGGGCAAAAAACCUGGCUGCAGCGUUACAAUCACAAGGUGCAGCUCCACAAACCCAAAGAGCGGCAAAAGAUGAAGAUGAGGAUCCUUUAGAAGUAGAUUCUUCUCCUCCUGAUAGUCCAGAUUCUUCCUCCUGCAUGUCAGACGACAGCAAAGACUCCAGGGAGAUUCUCACAAAGCCAAGUUCUGCCCCGACUCCAACCAUUGUGCGUCCAGGUUCUCUGCCUCUACACCAUAGCAAUGAUUUGCUACACCCUACGCUGCCAUCUCCCACGUCUGUCAUCACGCAGGCUCCGCCCUCCAACCGCCAGCUCAGCUCACCAACAAAUUCAUAUCCGCUAGUAAGGCACCUUGCUAACGGGCAGACAGUCCCACUUCUGCCCAGUCCUGUUCAGCUGACUUCAGUCAUAUCUCUUGCAAGACCUGGCAAAACUGUGCCCAACAUCCCUGGGAUCCCAGGUCCCCAAGUGGGCGGGGCCAGCAGCGGUUCAUCUUCACCGUCAGGGUAUCAUCUGCAAUCUGAGACCAAGAUGCGUUUGAAAGCAGCCCUGAGUAAUCAAGGCAUAGGAGCGCACGAAGGCGGUAGCGGGGGGGCGGGAUCCUUCCCAGCCGUUCCCCAGAGGCAGGAACACGGCCAGCAGCCCACUCAAAAUUCAGAUGCACCAUCACCUGCCCAACCACAGGUGUCCCCUGCACAGCCAACCGGGGGCCGGCGGCGGCGAGCCUCCGAGAUGGACCCCGACGAGAGGAGGCAGCGUUUUCUGGAGAGGAAUCGAGCAGCUGCCUCACGUUGCAGGCAGAAGCGAAAGCUGUGGGUGAACUCUUUGGAAAAGAAGGCGGAUGAUCUCGUCAGCAUGAACAUCUCGCUAACGAACGAAGUAACGCUGCUGAGGAACGAGGUGGCUCAGCUGAAGCAGCUCCUCCUGGCCCACAAAGAUUGCCCCGUCACUGUUAUGCAGAAGAAAGCAGCUUUCUUAGCUGCAGGAGGAGAGGAAGCCUCUAGAGAGACGUCCGCCGAGCCCAUCGGAUCCCCAGCAGCUGUUAUCCAACACGGGUCGUCGCCCUCCAGCCCGGGGCCCACCAUCAACGGGAUGAGCGUCCGCGCCGCAGAGGCGGUGGCUAUGUCCGUCUUGGCUGGCAUGGGAUCGGGCCAGCCCGGAGGGGUCGUCAUGGUGACGCAGUCCCAGUCAACACCGAGAUGAUGUGCCGACGCAGGUAGCCAGUAUAGACUCGAGUGGCAUUCGGAGGCCGGACAGGUGCAAGGUGGUAUAACGGAGGGAGCCUCCAUCACUCCCACACCCUCAGACUACGACCCUUGCCUCCCAUCACGCCAAUGAUAAUCACACAAAGACAUCGGGCUGCUGCUAGUCCA